Messenger RNA from Talaromyces amestolkiae, 1896 nucleotides. RefSeq lists its product as uncharacterized. Lineage: Eukaryota; Fungi; Ascomycota; Eurotiomycetes; Eurotiales; Trichocomaceae. The coding region runs from base 1 to 1896 and encodes 631 amino acids. The transcript has 5 exons. Gene Ontology annotation, biological process: carbohydrate metabolic process. The record is from RefSeq and is a predicted model, not a curated record.
AUGGGUGCCAGGACAUCAAGUUUCAGACGAGGGACAACCUAUAGCCUCUUCGGAGCACCUGAUGGUAUUUCUGGGGCUACUGCAGCGACGACGACGGGAGUCAGUUACACGUCAACUCAUACCAUUUUCUCUUUGACGGCUGGAGCUGUCGAUAUCACGCUUGAUUUCUUCUCCCCAAUACUUCCGGGACCAUCGGAUUAUGCAGAACMCUCCCUGCCAUAUUCAUAUCUCACUGUAUCAGCUACAGCUGCCGAGGCAACUGAUGUUCAGAUUCUCAGUGGUAUAGACUACACGUGGACAGCGCAAGGUGGUGCUGCCGGCCUCAAUUAUACCACAUCAGGAACAGCUGGUUACUUCUGGUUCUAUAAUCCUGAUCAAACGUAUUAUACAGAAAGCAGUGACAUGGCUACAUGGGGAUCUAUCUUGUUCGGCGCUACUACAGGAGAAAACUUGACAUAUGCCUGUGAUAAAGCAGCCAAUGUUUACAGCAAUUUUACUGGCAAUGGCAUAUUGAGCAACACUGGCACAUGUGGAGGGUCCGAUUUGGCAGCUUUGUCGCAGGACCUUGGUACAGUCACUUCGGGCCAAGUAACAUUUGCCGUAGGCUUCCAGCGUGACCUUGCCAUUAAUUAUUUAGGUUCUUCUCAGACAGGCGUUCAUCGUUCAAGAUGGUGGCUUAUUUCAGAGGCCAUAGAAUAUUUUCUUGGAAACUACAACGAUGCAUUGGUGAAAUCGCAGGCUUUUGACUCAGCCGUGCGUACAAAGUCUGAAGCAGUGUCGAGUGAUUGGGGAUCGCAAUAUGCUGAUAUCGUCGAAGCUAGCGUUCGACAGACGUUUGGUGCGACUGAAUUGACAGUACCAAUUAACGACACGACCAUCUCUCCGCAGGUUUUCCUCAAGGAGAUCUCGAGUGAUGGCAACAUCCAGACUAUCGAUGUCAUGUUCCAAACAUGGCCGGUCUACGUCAGUCUCAACCCGGAGUACCUGAAGAUGCUCCUCCAGCCUGUUCUUGCUUAUUUGGCUACCGGAGCAUGGCCUGAUGCCUGGGUAAUCCACGAUUUGGGUACACAUUACCCUAACGCCAUCGGUCACAGUGACGGCGUCGCCGAGGAGAUGCCACUAUUUGAGACCUCGACUGUAUUCAUCCUGCUGUACGCAUAUCAAAAGUAUACAGGAGACACCAGAUUUGCUGCGCAGUAUCAUUCCCUUCUAACUGGAUAUGCCGAUUACCUCAGGGAAAACGCCCUCUACCCUGCGAGUCAAUUGAUUAGCGUUGACGCUAUUACUGCCCAAGCCAAUCAGACCGGUUUGGCAAUUCAGUCUGCCAUUGGGUUGAAAGCAGCCAGUCUUGUUCUCGGUGACUCAAAAUACUCCAAUACAGCCCACAAAAUUGCAGAAAUUGUAUAUAACGAUGCCCUUGGUCUAGACGGUGCGACACUUGCCGAGAGCAAACAUUUUACUUACUACUAUGGCCAGGAUGACACAUGGAAUGUUCUGUUUCCGGCAUAUUCUGAUGUGCUGCUAGAGUUGAGAACAUUUGACCCAGCUGCUUGGGCAAUGCAGUCAACAUGGUACUCGCAACAGAUGGAAGAAGGAGGCUUACCGUUUGCUGGCCCAAUUACUGAUACAUCUUAUACUGGAUCGGGCAUCAAUUGGGGCCUCGCUGAUUGGAAUUUACUUGUCGCAGCAACUGUGUCUGCAGAUGUUCAAGCCAAAAUAGUCAACACCACUCAUACAUUUCUCACCAAUGGCCUGAACUCUAUUCCAUUUGGAACUAAAUACUACGUCGAAGGAGAUCAAGUUGGCAUUUGGAUCGGUAACGAGGCGCGCAGUACGGUGGGUUUGAGCUUUGGACUAUUGGCCUUGAAUCAAGGUUACUGGGGAAAUUCAUACUAG